AUGACCCUCCACUCCAUAGUGAUACAGAAGCUACUGAGCACCAACGCCCAUUUGGGUCGUCGAGUAGCAGCCCACCACUUCAAGCAGUUCACCUAUGGAACCCGCAAUGGCAUGGCCAUCAUCGACUCUGAUAGAACCCUCAUCUGCCUCCGCACCGCCACCGAGUUCAUCGCCGCCCUCGCCCAGCAGAAGGCCCGCUUCAUGUUCGUCAACACCAACUCCCUCUGGGAUGAGAUCAUCGAGCAGAUGACGAAGAAGAUCGGCUGCUACAGCCCCUCCAUGAACUUGCUGUGGCGCACUGGGCAGAUGCGGUUAAUAGAUGCUCUCAGGGGAAGAGGCAUGCCUUCCAUGUAUUCAUGGUCUUGUAAGAGAGAUAAUCAAGCUAUAAAAGCUCAGAGUCUCACUUCUAAAUUGUAA
Molecule: messenger RNA, 417 nt
Organism: Prunus mume (Japanese apricot)
Lineage: Eukaryota; Viridiplantae; Streptophyta; Magnoliopsida; Rosales; Rosaceae
Source: RefSeq, a predicted model, not a curated record